AACAAGGGCUCCUGACUCUGCAGAUCUGAGAGAACAGGCACUGCCACAGCUGCUGGGAUCACAAGUUUCACUCACAGAGGGGUGAGAGGCUGCACCAGACUGCAGAACAAGUCACAGGGGCGCAGCUUCGACAGAAUCCUUUUGCACUUUUUGGGGGGGUUCAUUCUCCUUUUUUCCCCCCAUUAUAUUGUUUUAAAUAAUUUUCAGCGCAUUUUUAAGAGCCCGAUGCCUUCAUCUCACUCACCGUAACGUUGCCACUGGCGAGAGCGUAACAUCCAAGAACUCUGCCUGAGAAGACUCUUGGAUCAGAAAUGGGCACCAGAUUGCUGCGGCUGUCGCUCGUUCUGUCAGUGGCGUUUUGCGCCGGGCAGGACGCAGGCACCGGAGCCACGAAGGAGGACAUCCCGGAGGGCGCAUCCACCCUCGCAUUCGUGUUUGAUGUGACCGGCUCCAUGUAUGACGACCUGGUCCAGGUUAUCGAGGGUGCAUCAAAGAUUUUGGAAACAUCCCUGAGCAGACCGAAGAGACCUUUGUAUAACUUCGCCCUGGUGCCCUUCCAUGACCCAGAGAUUGGACCCGUAACAAUCACAACAGACCCGAAGAAGUUCCAGUAUGAGCUGCGAGAGCUGUACGUUCAGGGAGGUGGGGACUGUCCAGAGAUGAGCAUCGGUGCCAUCAAGAUCGCCUUGGAGAUCUCCUUGCCGGGAUCCUUCAUUUACGUCUUCACAGAUGCCCGUUCCAAAGAUUACAAGCUGACCCACGAAGUCCUGCAGCUCAUUCAGCAGAAACAGUCACAGGUGGUGUUUGUGCUGACGGGCGACUGUGAUGAUAGGACUCACAUCGGUUACAAGGCGUACGAGGAGAUUGCCUCCACAAGCUCUGGGCAGGUCUUCCAUCUGGACAAGAAACAGGUCAAUGAGGUUCUUAAAUGGGUAGAGGAGGCGGUUCAGUCCUCAAAGGUCCACCUGCUGUCCACGGAUCAUUUCAGUGGUGUCAGCAACACUUGGCAGCUGCCCUUUGACCCCAGCCUCAAGGAAGUCACCGUGGCUCUCAGCGGCCCCGCGCCUCACAUCGAGAUAAAGAACCCCCAGGGGAGGCUUGUGGGGGAAAGCGACGGCCUCACUGAGCUCUUGCACAUUCCCAACUCCGCCAAAGUUGUCAACAUCAAGGAUCCGCAGCCUGGGAUGUGGUCUAUCAAGACUUCUAGUGAAGGAAGACACUCGGUCCGUAUCUCAGGUCUCAGCACCAUUGACUUCAGAGCCGGGUUUUCCCGGAAACCCACCCUGGACCUCAAAAAGACCAUGAGUAGGCCAGUCCAAGGUGUUCCCACCCACAUCCUGCUGAACACCACCGGACUGUCUCCUCCUGCUCGGGCCGACAGGCUGGAGCUCCUCUCCAUUAUGGGCAAAGUGAUCAAAACUUUGCCAAUCCAGUACUACCCGGAGCGCCAGCCGUACGGACUCUGGAACAUCACCGAGUUCAUUCCACCCAACGAGGCCUUUUUCCUGCGGGUGACAGGAUACGACCGGGACGGCUUUCUGUUCCAGAGAGUCUCCAGUGUUUCCUUCUCUAGUAUCAUACCUAACGCUCCUAAGGUGCUGAUGCCUGCCACAACUCAUGGUUAUUACCUGCAAAGUGGAGCUGUCACCUGCCAGGUAGAGAGCUUAAUCCCCUUCACUCUGCGCUUCACCAGGGACGGGAGACGUCUCGGGGUGGACCAACUCUUCAGUGAAUCUGACAGUGCAUCUUGGGAAAUAGCCGAGGUAACUCUGAAGGAUGAGGGCUACUACGAAUGCAUUGCCAUCAGCAGCGCUGGGACAGGACGAGCUCGAACCUUCCUCGAUGUAUCAGAGCCGCCUCCGGCCGUCACGACCGCGGGGAACGUAACCGUCCCUCCCGGCUCUCGCGCCGUUCUCACCUGCCACGUCGUCAGCACCGUCAACUUCAACCUCACCUGGCUGAGAGGAGGCCACGACGCCCGUCUGGACCCACGGGUGAACAUCCUGACGAACCUGUCGCUGCAGGUGUCCUCCGUGACCCCGGAUCACUCCGGCUGGUACGAGUGCAUCGCGAUAAACGAAGGAGGGGCGACUGCAGAGCGGAUCUACCUCACUGUGCAAGAGGUGCCCAGGGUCUCAGUGGAGCCGAGAAAUCAGACCUUUAUGACAGGAGACGAUAUGAGGAUCAGGUGCUCGGCCAGCGGCUACCCCCCUCCCCGUCUGGUCUGGACCCACAACGACAUGUUCAUUACGGCAUCCAGUCGAAACAGAAUGAAUCCUGAUGGAACUCUAGUUAUGAGAAACAUGGAGAAAAAAGAUGGAGGCGUUUAUGGCUGCCUGGCCAGCAACCAGGCUGGGACGGACACCAUGAGCUCCAUCCUGACUUACAUUGAACCUCCUGUGGUGACGGUGGCUUUAAGUGAGAUUCUGAUUGGCAUUGGAGAAACCACUGUGAUGGCCUGUUCAGCAUCUGGGAUCCCUCAGCCUGAGAUCUCGUGGUACAAAGGUGAUGUCAAGCUACGUUCAUCGACCGUCUUAGAGGUUGACACGUUGGGAGGGACGCUGACCAUCAAGGAGACCCAGGACGUUGAUGCUGGAGAUUACACCUGUGUGGCUGUUAAUGAUGCUGGCACCUCGUCAGGAAAAAUCUCUCUCGAUGUAGGAGCUGCACCCAAGUUCACUCGAGAGCCGUCAGAUGUGGCGGUAGACAUCGGCUCCAACGUUACCUUGACGUGCCAAGCCCAAGGUUACCCCGAACCACAGGUCACCUGGCGGAGAGAGGACGGCGCCCCCCUUUUCACCAGGACCCGCACACAUGGCACAAUCUCAACAAGGAAGGGAGAGCUGCACAUCAAUCACUUAUGGGUGGAGGAUGAGGCAGUGUAUAUCUGUGAGGCCAAAAACCACUUUGGAAGGAUCCAAACCCAGGCCAGCAUUACUGUGACGGGACUUGUCUUACCUGUCAUUGCACUGAGUCCGACUGAACUCAGUGUGAUUGAGGACCAGCAGUUGACUCUACCCUGUGUGCUGCUUGCUGGAAAUCCACUUCCUGAGAGGCAGUGGCUACACAACUACGGCCUGGUGACCUCAGACCAGUAUGUGACGGUGAGGAGGGAUGGGAGUCUGCACAUUGAGAGAGUUCAGCUGGAUGAUGCCGGUGACUACACCUGCUUUGCUGAGAACGUUGUUGGGGCCACCAAUCACACGACAACUGUCAACGUUUAUGUGAUUCCUACUAUUCAGCACGGCCCUCAAGUAUUCAGCACAAUUGAAGGAACACCCAUCACUCUGCCCUGCCGCGCCAUUGGAGUACCAACGCCUGACAUCAAGUGGUCCAAGGGUGGGGAGCUGCUGAACUUGGGUGGUCCGGCCUUCUCCCUGGAUUCUGAUGGCAGCCUCUUCAUCACCUCCCCUUCUGGAAAUGAGACUGGAGAGUUCAUCUGCACAGCUACCAACGCUGCAGGCUUUGCUUCCAGGAAGGUUCAGCUCACUGUCUAUGUUCGACCUAGAUCUAACAUCGGUGGGAUCGGAGGCUCAGCGGAGCCGCUGAGGAUGACGGUGAUUGAGGGCCAGGAUGCCGUUUUGCCAUGUGAAGUCCACAGUGUUCCACCUCCCACAAUCAGCUGGGCCAAAGAGAGGCAGCUCAUCUCUCCUUUCUCUCCCAGGCAUAGCCAGCUGCCCUCUGGAUCUAUGAAGAUCUUGGAGACUAGAGUGUCAGACAGUGGACUUUAUGUGUGUGUUGCCUCCAAUAUUGCUGGUAACCUGACACAGUCCAUUCAGCUGAGUGUUUUGGUGCCUCCUAGCAUUCAGGCUGGCCCCAGGGUGAUGAAGGUACAGGUGGGUCACCCCGUGGAGCUGCCCUGCGUGGUGAGAGGGGUCCCAGAGCCGACGCUCACUUGGAGUAAGGAUGGUAAAAUGUACCGGGUGUCGCCCGAUGGCAGCCUGGCUCUUGGAAAUGUGGAACUGGAUGACGAAGGAACCUACAUCUGCACAGCCACCAACGAUGCAGGCAGAGAUGAGACUCGAGUUCAGCUUCUAGUUCAAGUGCCCCCUGUUGUUGAGGUUUUGGAGCCCCCAUUCAACAGUCCGCUACAGGAGAGAGUUGCAAACCAGCGUAUCGCAUUCCCCUGCCCUGCCAAAGGUCUUCCUAAGCCAGUGAUUCGUUGGUUGCGUAAUGGCCAGGAGCUGACCGGUAACGAGCCCGGUGUGUCCAUCCUGGAGGACGGGACGCUGCUAAUUCUGGCCUCUGUGUCGCCGCUGGACAAUGGAGAAUACGUCUGCGCCGCCGUCAAUGAUGCUGGAUCCACCGAGAGAAAGUACCAGCUCAAAGUGAAUGUUCCCCCAGAUUUCCGUGACAGUGAAACACCUGGUAACAUCUCAGUGGUCCUGAGUCAGCCCACCAACCUGGUGUGUGACGUCACAGGAAGUCCGACCCCGGUCAUCACCUGGUACAAAGACGGGACUCCUGUAGUCGCCAGUAGCAGCGUCCAGAUUCUGGAUACGGGAAGAACCCUGAGACUACUCAAGGUAGCGACAGCAGACGCAGGAAGCUACAGCUGCAAAGCCAUCAACGUCGCAGGCAGCACGGAGAAAGACUUUUAUUUAGACGUGCUGGUCCCUCCGACGAUUGACGGGUCAGAUUCUCAUCGUGAUGUCUCAGCCGUUCUCAAACAAGAUGUAACUCUUGAGUGCAGGGUGCAAGGAAUACCCUUUCCCACAAUCCAGUGGUACAAGGACCGCAAGCUGGUGUUUCUUGGCGAUCCCAAUCUGGAGGUCACAGACCGGGGUCAGGUUUUGAGGAUAAAAAGCGCCCGCCUUGGAGACCAGGCGCGCUACCAGUGUAGCGUCAUGAAUACAGCUGGAAAACAGUCAAAGGACUUCAACCUUAGUGUCUAUGUGCCCCCGUCCAUCAAAGGAGGUAACCUAACCACUGAGGUGACUGCGCUGCUGGACACGUUGGUGACGCUGGAGUGUGAGGCGCGGGGGGUGCCGCUCCCCACCAUCACCUGGUACCGAAAAGGGGAGGCCGUCCUGUCCAGUCGACAGGCUCAGUACGUGGAGCGAGGCCACUACCUGAAGAUCCCCCGGGCGCAGGCGUCCGACGCUGGUCAGUACACCUGUAAGGUGACCAGCGUGGCCGGGAGCGCCGAGAAGAACUACGAGCUGGACGUCUACCUGCCUCCCACCAUUGCGGGGGGAGAUGAGUGGCCCUCGGAGAGAAAAGUGGUUCUCAGUAAACCCCUGGUCCUGGAGUGCAAGGCAGGGGGGCACCCUCCGCCGUCUCUCACCUGGCUGAAGGACGGCGUCCCGGUGCGCGAUGGGGAAAGUGUCCGCGUCCUUGAGCAGGGGAAGAAAAUAGAGAUCGUCUCAGCCACCGUGUCGGACUCUGGACGCUACAUCUGCGUGGCCACGAGCAUCGCCGGGGAGAAGGAGGUCAAAUACGACGUCAAGGUUUUAGUUCCUCCGUUCAUCGAUGGAGCCGACGUUGUGACGGACAACACAGUUAUAAUCAACAGCCCUCUGGAGCUGGAGUGUCAGGCCACCGGGACGCCUGCUCCUGUUAUCACGUGGUAUAAGGAUGGAAAACCAGUGAGACAGGCUGAAGGUUUGCGUGUUGCAGCCAGCGGGCGACGGCUGAUUGUUUCCCGCGCUCAGGUCUCUGACACGGCUCGUUUUCAGUGUGUGGCCACUAAUGAGGCAGGAGACCAUGAAAGGGACUUCAAUGUAGUUGUCCAAGUACCUCCAUCCAUUCGUACCACUGGGCCUGCUGAGCGUUCAGUGGUUCUCCAGAAGUCCAUCAGUCUGGAGUGCAUCUCCAGCGGCAUCCCACCCCCCAGCAUUACCUGGCUUAAAGAUGGCCGCCCUGUUGACACAACAAAGGAGCACCUUAAGCUGGAGUCGGUGGGAAGAACAUUAACAAUCACAGAGGCAAGACUGGAGGACUCUGGGAAAUACACCUGCCUCGCCACUAAUGCAGCUGGUGAAGCUCAGCAGAACAUCAGGCUCAGUGUCCAUGAGCCUCCCAGUAUUCCAAAUUCUGGAGAGAUCAUCAACGAGACCAUCCUGUCAGGCUUUCCCACUGAGCUCGAGUGCAAGGCCACGGGGAGCCCGCUGCCCGCGAUCACAUGGUACAAAGAUGGCCGACCUCUGACCAGUGCGGCUGGUGUGAGGAUGCUGAAGCGCGGCCAGGUGCUGGAGGUGGAACGGGCGCAGCUGUCCGACGCCGGCACGUACAGAUGUGUAGCCGUCAACCUGGCCGGAGUCGCAGAGUUAUCUUACAGCCUGCAGGUGUUCGUUCCUCCGGUCAUCUCCAGCCGUGGCGGUACUGUAACGGUCGUGGUGAAUGAGGCUGCCAGACUGGAAUGCGAGGCCACCGGUGUCCCAUUGCCCAGUCUCACAUGGCUCAAAGACGGCAGCCCUGUGGCAAGCGUUUCACAUGGCAUACAGGUGUUGUCUGGGGGCAGAGUGUUGUCUCUCAACAGUGCGCAGGUCAGUGAUACAGGCAGAUACACCUGCGUAGCCGUCAACGCUGGGGGAGAACAACAGAGAGAGUACGACCUGAGGGUCUAUGUGCCGCCUAACAUCAGAGGUGAGGAGGUGAAUGCUACGGUGAUGCUCGGUCGUCCCGUGGAGCUGCAGUGCCAGAGCGAUGCAAUCCCUCCACCUACCCUCUCCUGGCGCAAAGAUGGCCGCCCACUGUUUAGGAAGCCUGGUCUGACUGUCUCAGCUGAUGGAAGUCUCCUUAAGGUUGACAGUGCGCAGGUGCAGGACUCAGGCAGGUACACCUGUGAAGCCACCAAUGUUGCUGGAAAAACAGAGAAAAACUACAACCUAAACGUCUGGGUUUCCCCCAGCAUCCGCGGCUCAGAAGAAGCGUCUCCUCUGACUGUGGUUGAAGGAAGUCUCAUCACUCUGGUGUGCGAGUCCAGUGGCAUACCUCCUCCCAGCCUCACGUGGAGGAAGGACGGUUCCGAACUCAAGUCGGACCAGCGGCUCAGGGUUUUGUCAGGAGGUCGUCAGCUGCAGAUUUCCAGCGCAGAGAGGACGGAUACGGCCUCUUACACCUGCACAGCGUCCAGCGCUGCCGGCACCACGUCCAAGGAGUACAGCCUGCAGGUUUAUGUCCGCCCUUCCAUCAAACGCAGUGAAGGCAACACCGACGACGUUACUGUGACGAAGGGAGGGGACGUGACCCUGCAGUGCGCUGCAGAGGGCGUGCCGCAACCCGCCGUCACAUGGCUGAAGGACGGGCGGCCCAUCACAGGCCAGCACGGCGCCAAAGUUUUGAACGAGGGGAGGCUGUUGCAGAUAAAAGACGCUAAGGUGUCCGACACGGGGCGCUACACCUGUAUAGCUGUAAAUGUGGCGGGACAGGCUGACAGCAAGCAUGACGUCAGCGUACACGUUCCCCCUAGUAUCAUUGGUCAGGUGCAGUUUCCAGAAAACGUGAGCGUCGUAGUGAAGAAUCCAGUUGCUCUGAGCUGUGAGGCAUCCGGCAUCCCUCUUCCUGUCAUCUCCUGGCUGAAGGACGGGCGACCGAUCAAGACCACCAGCUCAGUGCGCGUCCUCUCAGGAGGCCGCAGCCUGCGUCUCAUGCACGUUGCUGUGGAGGAUGCUGGGAGAUACACCUGUAUUGUUUCAAACAGCGCUGGAGAAGAGCGGAAAAACUUCGACCUUGAUAUCCUCGUUCCACCAAGCAUUGUGGGAGAGGGAACUGUGGUGGACACUAAAGUAAAGGAGAAACACAACAUCACUCUCACCUGUGAGGCUUCAGGCAACCCUGUGCCAGACAUUAAAUGGCUGAAGGACGGGCAGCAGCUGGUGCCUGACGGCCGUCACCAAGUUUUGUCUCACGGACGUUUUCUCCAAAUCUCCGAGGCCCGGGUUGCAGACACAGGGAGGUACAGCUGCCUGGCGUCUAACAGCGCAGGAGACCGUAGCCGGCAUUUCAACCUCAAUGUCCUGGUGUCUCCCACCAUUGUUGGGUCGGGCCCUGACCUUUCUGCGGAGGAGGUCACGGUGACGCUGAGCAGCCCCACCUCGCUGGUGUGUGAGGUCCAGUCUUACCCUCCUGCUCUGAUCACCUGGCUUAAGGACGGCACUCCGUUUGAAUCCAGCCGUAACGUCAGAGUCCUUCCAGGUGGGCGAACGCUGCAGAUUCUCAAUGCGAAAGAAGGGGAUGCUGGGAGGUAUACCUGCGUGGCCACUAAUGAGGCUGGAGAGACUCUGAAGCACUAUGAAGUCAAGGUUUAUGUUCCUCCACUGAUCAAUAAGAACGACAUACCUGGGGAGGGACUGGUCCCUAAAGAAGUCAAGAUAAAAGUCAACAGCACGCUGACCCUGGAGUGUGUAGCUCAGGCGUUUCCUACCCCGGCACUGCAGUGGUAUAAGGAUGGACAGAUCCUGCAGACGGACGACCAUGUGUCCAUCACAGCCAGUGGACGCAUUGUUCAGAUCAAGCAUGCUCAGGUGUCAGACACUGGCCGCUACACCUGUGUAGCCACUAACAUAGCUGGAGAGGAUGAGAAGGACUUUGAUGUAAAUAUACAAGUUCCACCUAAUUUCAACAAGCCCGGCGGAGUUGGUGACGCCACGUCUCCCCCCGGCUUUGGAGGGGACGCUCGAGAUGUGAUACUUAACAAUCCCAUCUCUCUGUACUGUGAGACCAACGCCGUCCCCCCUCCGACACUCACGUGGUACAAAGAUGGACAGCUGCUGACGUCCAAUGACAAAGUUCUGAUCCUGCCAGGUGGACGAGUGUUGCAGAUUCCCAGGGCCCAGGUUGAGGACUCAGGCAGAUACACAUGUGUAGCAGUGAACGAAGCCGGAGAGGACUCCAUCCAGUACGAUGUUAGAGUGUUAUUACCUCCGAUCAUACGGGGGACGGACGGCGACUUGCCCGAUGAGGUCACAGUCCUGGUCAACAAGACUACUCAGCUGGAUUGUCAUGUGGAUGGAAACCCCGCCCCCAAGAUCACCUGGUUUAAGGACAACCAGCCAAUCGGCUCUAGCGGUCCACACAGAAUCCUCUCCAAUGGGCGAACUCUUCAGGUGCUGACUGCUCAGGUGUCUGACACAGGACGCUACGUGUGCGUCGCUGACAAUGUGGCUGGAAGUGCGGAAAAAUCCUUUAAUCUCAACGUUCACGUCCCUCCCACCAUCAUCGGCCUGAGUCUUGAGAAUGUGACAGUGGUGGUGAACAACUUUGUGUCUCUCUCCUGUGAAGCCACUGGUUUCCCUCCUCCCACACUGAGCUGGUUAAAUGACAGGGGCCCCAUUCAGGCCAACACCAAUGCACUCAUCAUGCCAGGGGGUCGUACUUUACAGAUUCUGAAAGCGAAAGUAUCUGAUGGUGGAAAGUACACGUGUGUGGCCAUGAACGCGGCAGGAGAGGCUUACAAACAGAUCUACCUCACCGUUUUCGUCCCUCCCAGUAUCCGAGACAACGGCGGGGACUCUCCCGUGGUGGUGAAUGUGCUUGUGGGUAAACCGGUGACUCUGGAGUGUGAAUCUAACGCUGUCCCUCCUCCGACCAUCACCUGGUUCAAGAACGGCAGAGCGGUGACAGAAUCCUCCAACCUGCGUAUUCUGGCGGAAGGACGGAUCCUUCAGAUUAAAGGCUCUGAGGUGUCCGAUACAGGGCAGUAUGUUUGCAUGGCCACCAAUAUUGCUGGACAAGUGGACAAGAACUUCCACUUGAAUAUCUACGUGCCUCCCAGUAUCGACGGCCCUGCAGAGGAGAGCAUCGUGGAAACCAUAAGUAACCCAGUUACUUUUGCCUGUGAUGCUACUGGAAUCCCUCCACCCAGUCUCACGUGGCUGAAAAAUGGGCGGCCCAUACAGAAUUCAGAGUCUCUGGAGAUGCAUAUCUUCUCGGGAGGCAGCAAACUGCAGAUCGCACGGUCACAGCUUUCGGACAGCGGUGCUUACACGUGCGUGGCCUCCAAUGUGGAGGGCAAAGCCCAAAAGACCUACCAGCUCACCAUUCAAGUCCCUCCCAGUAUCUCUGGAUCAGAGAUGCCCGGUGAGAUGGGAGUCCUGCUCAAUGAAAGCAUCCAGCUGGUCUGUAGAGCGCAGGGAACCCCGGCACCAACCAUCCAGUGGCUGAAGGAUGGGGAAGCUAUCAACAGUACAAGGAAUAAAGGGAUCAGGAUCAGUCCAGAUGGCAGCAGACUUACCGUGAUCCGAGCUGACAACACAGACAGCGGCAAGUACACCUGUGUGGCCGCCAACGCUGCAGGAGAAGAGGACAGAAUAUUUAAUCUGAACGUGUAUGUGCCCCCAGUGAUCGACGGCAGUGCUGACUCUGUGGAGCAGCUGAGUGCAGUUCUGGACAGCUCUGUCAACAUUGAAUGUGUUGCCACGGGAUCUCCUCUGCCUCAGCUUAACUGGCUGAGAAACGGCCUCCCGCUGCCAGUCUCCUCCCACGUACGACUCCUCUCUGCUGGACAGGUGCUCCGGAUUACACGGAUCCAGGUCUCUGACGGUGGAAGUUAUACGUGUGUUGCUUCCAACAGAGCGGGAGUGGACAACAGACAUUACAACCUACAGGUGCAAGUCCCUCCUGGUCUGGAUGGAGCAGGCAGCACAGAAGAUGUGACGGUAGUCAGAGGCAGCUCGGCUUCUCUCCUGUGCGUUGCUGAUGGGACCCCAGCGCCCACUCUCUCCUGGAUUAAAGAUGGAGUGGCUUUAAUCCCUGGCCGACAUGUCAUUCUCCUCAACCUGAAUACCACUUUGCAGAUUAGCCAGGCCCAGGUCAACGAUACGGGACGCUACACCUGUAUGGCUAACAACACCGCCGGCCAAGCUAGCCGUCACUUCAGCCUGAAAGUUCUGGACCCUCCACACAUCAAGGGCUCCGAUGUGCCAGCAGAAGUGUCUGUGGUGGUUAAUAAUGUCCUGGAGCUCCAGUGUGAAGCCACAGGUAUCCCUACACCCUCCCUGACCUGGCUGAAGGACGGACGGCCGCUCCCGCAGACCGACAGCUUGCGCAUCCUGCGGGGAGGAGAGGUGCUCCGUGUGGCCUCGGCGCAACUGGAGGACACAGGCAGAUAUAACUGCUUAGCCAACAGCCCAGCAGGUGAUGAUGACAAAGAGUUCCUGGUUCGAGUGCAUGUUCCUCCUAACAUCGUGGGUGAGAGCACACCUCAGGAUGUGUCAGUGCUAAAGAACAGACAGGUGACCCUGGAGUGCAAGUCUGAUGCUGUUCCACCUCCAACUCUUACCUGGCUCAAAGAUGGCCAACCGCUGCAGGCCUCUGCUCGUGUGCGUAUUCUGUCUGGCGGUCGCUACUUACAGAUCAACAUGGCAGAGCUCAGUGACAGAGCUCAGUACACCUGUGAGGCGAGUAACAUCGCUGGCAAGACCACCCGACAGUUUAACCUGGCUGUAAAUGUGGCCCCAGCUAUAAAGGAAGGCUCCCAGACCGUGUCAGUGCACAUCAACCAGCCAGCUGUGCUUGAAUGUAUAGUCAGUGGAGUUCCACCGCCUCGGGUCACCUGGAGGAAACACGGCGCAAUAUUGUCAGGAAACAACCCCAGGUACACAUUUGCAGAAGAUGGGUCUCUGCACAUCCACUCUGCUCAGGUGACCGACACUGGUCGCUACCUGUGCAUGGCCACGAAUCAGGCUGGUACUCAGCGCAAGAGAGUGGAUCUUCAGGUGUAUGUGCCUCCGUCCAUCGCUGACAGUCGCACCAAUGUGACGGUUAUAGUCAACGUUCAGACCACCUUGUCGUGUGAGGCCACCGGGAUACCCAAACCCACUGUGAGCUGGACGAAAAACGGACGAACCAUCAAUACUGACCAGAACCAGAAUAUGUACAGAUUACUGUCGUCAGGCUCCCUGGUCGUCAUAGCGCCCACAGUGGAGGACACGGCAGUGUAUGAGUGUGUGGUCUCUAAUGAGGCCGGGGAAGACUCCAGAUCCAUCAACCUCACAGUUAACGUUCCUCCAUCGAUAGCAGAUGAGCCCACAGAGCUGGUUGUAACCAGACUGUCCCCGGUGGUCAUUGCUUGUACUGCAUCCGGGAUCCCAGAGCCCACAAUCCUCUGGAGCAAAGAUGGCAUGAAACUCCCCACACAGGGACAAGGAUACAGCAUCCUACCAGCAGGUCCGGUUGAGAUCACUUCUGCAGAGCUAGGUCACGCUGGACGCUACACAUGCACGGCCAACAAUGUGGCGGGCUCCACCCACCGCCACGUGCAGCUCACGGUGCAGGAGCUCCCACUGAUCCAGUCCCAUCCAUCCAGCCUGGAUGUGAUCCUCAAUAACCCCACCACUCUGCCAUGCAGGGCCACAGGCUCACCCAGACCCACCAUUACCUGGCAGAAGGAGGGGAUCAACAUACCCACCAGAGGUGGUAGCUUCACUAUACUCCCUAAUGGAAGCCUGCAGAUCUCCAAGGCGUCUGUAUCAGACUCUGGGACCUACAUAUGUGUGGCUCAGAACCCUGCAGGGACGGCGCUCGGCAAAACCAAACUCAGGGUACAAGUUCCCCCAGCGAUCAGGUCAGAGACUCGGGAAUACCUGGCACCCGUGGACUCCUCUGUGACGCUGCAGUGUCAAGCGGACGGCUCCCCUCCACCCACGGUCACGUGGCACAAAGACGGGCAGCUGCUGAGUGAAACCGUACGCCAGCGGGUUCUGAGUUCGGGGUCGCUGCACGUCGCCUUCAUUCAGCCGAGCGACGCUGGACGAUACACGUGCACUGCUGCCAACGCUGCGGGCACUGUCAGCCUGGAAAUGAGCCUCACCGUGCAGAUUCCUCCGUCUAUUCGUGGUGGGGAGCAGGAUGUUGCAGUGGUGGAAAACAGUCAGGCCCAGCUGGUGUGCGUGGCGCAGGGUGUCCCUCAGCCUACGCUGUCCUGGGAAAAAGACGGUAAUCCUCUCAGUGAAAGCGCGGGCGAGUACACGAUCCUGCCCUCCGGGGAGCUGGUUAUUGACAUUGCUCAGCCUGACGACGCAGGCGGUUACACAUGCGUUGCCACCAACGCAGUCGGACAGGACAGUCGGACGGUGACUCUGUCGGUUCACACUCACCCCGUCUUUACUGAGCUGCUUGGAGAUGUGGCCCUCAACAAGGGAGAGCGCCUCGUGCUGGCCUGCAGGGUCAGCGGCACCCCCCUACCCAGGAUCACAUGGGCCUUCAACAACAACAUCAUCCCAGUUCAUUAUGACCACGUGAACGGUCACAGUGAGCUGGUGAUAGAGAGAGUGAGCAAAGACGACUCUGGCACAUACACCUGCGUGGCAGAAAACAGCGUGGGGACCAUCAAGUCUCUUGGCUUCGUUUAUGUCAAAGAGCCUCCUAUAAUUGAUGGGGACCUUCACUCCAACCGCAUUGAGCCUCUGGGUGGAAAUGCCAUCCUGAACUGCGAGGUCCGAGGAGACCCGCUGCCGACCAUCCAGUGGAGCAAAAACGGAAUAAACAUCCAGAUCAGCAACCGAAUACGCCAACUGGACAACGGCUCGCUGGCCAUUUAUGGCACGGUGAGCGAAGAUGCGGGCAACUACAUGUGUGUGGCGACAAAUGACGCUGGAGUGGUGGAAAGAAGCGUCACGCUUACGUUACAGAAUGCACCCACCAUCACUGUGGAGCCAGUAGAGACAGUAAUGGAUGCCGGCACCACGGCCGUGCUCAACUGUCAGGCGGAGGGUGAGCCCACGCCCAUGAUAGAGUGGUCUCGUCAGGGGCGCCCCCUACUGGGCAAUGACCGCUUCUCCACCUUGUCCAAUGGCUCCCUCAGGAUCAGCAGCGCCCAGAAGGAGGACACGUCUGAGUACGAGUGUGUGGCCAGAAACUUGCUCGGAUCGGUGCUGGUCAGGGUCACUCUUACUGUCAGAGUUCAUGGUGGCUACUCAGAGUGGGCAGAGUGGAGUCCGUGCAGUGUCUCCUGCGGUGUCGGAGCCCAGAAGAGGCUGAGGCGGUGUAACAAUCCUUUACCUGCCAAUGGAGGCCGCCACUGUGCAGGAUCAAACACAGAGAAACGCAGCUGUCAGGGAAAACCCUGCCCAGUUGAUGGUAGCUGGUCAGAGUGGUCUCUGUGGGAGGAGUGCUCACGUACCUGCGGUCAGGGCAACAGGACCAGGAUCCGGACCUGCAGUAGCCCUCCUGCUCAGCAUGGAGGCAGGCCGUGUGAGGGGAAGGCAGUGGAGGUCAUCAUGUGCAGUGUCCGACCAUGUCCAGUGGCAGGUAACUGGGGGUCUUGGCUACCAUGGAGCCCGUGCAGUGAGACAUGUGGGAAAGGCAUGCAGUCCAGGAUCCGGCUGUGCAACAACCCCCCUCCUGCAUUUGAUGGUCCACAGUGUGAGGGCACGGACACCCAAACGCAAGUGUGCAAGGAGAGACCGUGUCCUGUGGAUGGAAAGUGGUCAUCCUGGGUGAGCUGGGGAGCCUGCAGUGUUUCCUGCGGAGGUGGGACCAGACAGAGGACACGCCUCUGUGCCAGCCCCGCCCCCCAGCAUGGUGGCAGGCAGUGUGAGGGCAACGAUGUGCAUAUUGACUUCUGUAACAGCGAACCCUGCCCGAUCAACGGCAACUGGGGUCCAUGGAGCAGCUGGGGCAGCUGCAGCAGGACGUGUAAUGGGGGUCAGAUGAGGCGUUACAGGACCUGUGACAACCCCAGGCCUGCUAAUGGCGGGAGAGCCUGCGCAGGUUCUGAUACACAUAUGCAACGAUGCAGCACGGCCAGUUGCCCUGUUGAUGGUAACUGGGGUUCAUGGCAGCCAUGGGGAGAAUGCUCCUCUUCCUGUGGAGGUGGAGAGAGGACACGUGUCCGACUCUGUAACAGUCCGUCAUCUAGUAACGGCGGCAGGCCGUGUCCAGGGGACUCCACGCAGCUGUCCAGGUGCAACACUCAGGCCUGCCCAGGUGGGCCCCAGAAGGCUCGGGGAAGCAUUAUAGGGAACAUCAAUGAUAUUGAGUUUGGCAUCGCCAUCCUCAACGCCACCAUCUCAGACAGCAGGUCUGGUGGUAAAAUCAUCAAAGCCACAAUAUCUAAUGUACCAAGGACUUUAGGUCCUGCCAUGAGGAAGCUCGUCUCCAUCCUGAACCCCAUCUACUGGACCACUGCACAGGAAGUCGGAGAGGCCGUCAACGGCUACACGCUAACCGGAGGCAUCUUCAGGCGAGAGACACAGGUGGAGUUCGCUACAGGUGAGAUCCUGAGGAUGACCCACAUCGCCAGAGGCCUGGACUCUGAUGGAGCCUUGCUAUUGGACAUUGUAGUGAAUGGACACAUCCUACAGCUGCCUUCACAUGCCGACAUCAGCAUCAAGGACUACACAGAGGAUUACAUCCAGACAGGUCCAGGCCAGCUGUACGCUCUGUCCACCCGCAUGUUCAGCAUCGACAAGGAGAGCGUGCCGUACUCUUGGAAUCACACCAUCUCCUACGCCCCAUCCAAAGGGAAGAUGCCCUACCUGGUAGAAACGUUGCAGGCCACGGCCAUCAGUGCUCAAUAUCACCCACUGGAGGAGGUGUUGGAGUAUAAGAUCCAAGCUAGUAUCUCCAAAGGCGAUCGCAGUAACCAGUGUCCUCAUGGCUUCACUUUGGUGUCUGCUGGGCCUUACUGUUCAGAUGAAAACGAAUGUGAGGUUGGGAACCCCUGCUCUCACGCCUGCCACAACGCCAUGGGCACCUACUACUGCUCCUGUCCUCGGGGCCUCACCAUCUCUGCUGACGGCCGGACGUGUCAAGACAUCGAUGAGUGUUCACUGGGUGGGAACGUGUGCCAUGACGGACAAGACUGUGAGAACACCAUCGGCUCUUACAGGUGUGUCCUCCGCUGUGGGCGUGGCUUCAGGAGAACAACGGACGGUCUCAGCUGCACAGAUGUGAAUGAGUGUCAGGAGUCCAGUCCUUGCAAUCAGCACUGUUUAAACACCAUCGGUAGUUACCGCUGUGCCUGUGAGCCAGGCUUUCAACUCAGGAAUAGACGCUGUAUAGAUAUAAACGAGUGCAGACAGAGAGUUUGCCGUUCAGAUCAGCAGUGCAAAAACACCCGGGGUGGUUACACCUGUAUCGACCUGUGCCCCAAUGGCAUGACCAAAGGUGGAAACGGCACGUGUGUCGACAUCGACGAGUGCAGAGACGGCACCCAUCAGUGCAGAUACAACCAGAUCUGUGAGAAUACCAGAGGCAGCUACCACUGUACCUGCCCACGUGGCUUCAGAUCUCAGGGAGUAGGACGUCCCUGCGUUGACGUAAAUGAGUGUGAGCGGCUUCCGCAGCCUUGCGCCCACCAGUGCGUCAACACUCCCGGCAGCUACAAGUGCACCUGCCCACCGGGACGCCACCUGCUGGGUGACGGCAAGUCCUGCGCUGGGCUUGAGCGGCUGCCCAGCUAUGAGAGUUACUCGUACGGCUACCGCACGUCUCACUCCUCUCCCGAGCGCAGCGUCGACCAGCGGCUGUACCACAACUUGGCCUCUCAGAGCUACCACUCCUACGCAGCCGCCACAAGGGGGCGUUACAGGAGCCGUAGUCGCAGAGAGGCUCGCGUAGACUCCUCGCGUCAGGGCUUCCUUGUUUGUCAGCAGGGGUUUGAGCCCAGGGGUGGCCGCUGUUUAGACAUCAAUGAGUGUGAAGUGAGGGACACCUGCCAGCACGAGUGCAUGAACACACCAGGAAGCCACAGGUGUCUCUGUCCGGCCGGCUACCGCCUCAUGGCCAAUGGGAAGACGUGUCAAGAUGUAGACGAGUGUCUGGAGCAGAGCAUUCAGUGUGGAGCGAACCGGAUGUGCUUUAACAUGAGAGGAAGUUACCAGUGUAUCGACACACCCUGUCCAACAGACUACCAGAGGGAUCCAGUAACAGGGUUCUGCCUGAAGAACUGCCCCCCAAAUGACCUGGAAUGUGCGCUGAGCCCGUACGCCCUCGAGUACAAGCUGCUGUCUCUCCCCUUCGGCAUCGCGGCCAACCAGGACCUCAUCAGGCUGGUGGCCUACACGCAAGACGGAGUCAUGCACCCCAGGACCUCCUUCCUGGUGGUGGACGAGGACGUCACGUUACCCUUCGCCCUGCGAGACGAGAACCUGAAGGGGGUGCUGUUCACCACCCGGGCGCUGCGGGAGCCCCGCACGUACCGCAUGAAGGUCCGCGCCCUCUCCUACAGGGAGGACGGCGGCAUCGAGUACCAGACGACCUUCAUUGUCUACAUCGCCGUCUCUGCCUACCCGUACUGAGAGCACUUUAAAACGAGGCAAAGGUGCGGCGAUGAAUCAUGCGGCGCCACAGAGAGGGUGACGUGGCGCUGAAAGUGAGCGGGUGUGGCUUUGGACAAGUGACCACAUCAGACUGAGAAAGACUUUGCGAGAGAGAGGCCGGUGGCUGCAUGGAGCCCUGAAGACAUAGGGAAGAAAUUAAUUGGAGCUGCUGGAUGUCGACCAGACGAAACUUGCAUAAAACUGGCUAUUUAUUGGCUGUAAUCCCCGGAAACCUGUUAUUAAAAUGUUUGAUAUUUUGUCUUGUUAAUUCCCCCCCGCCCCUACAAAUUUAUUUAUAAGAUCUAGAUUUGAAUCUUCAAAGCCAAAACGUCCACUGCUGACUCAGAAAAUAGGCGUCAGCCCUACUGAAGAAGUCUCAGCCCUUCUUGUAUCUACAUCUACCUAUUGUUAACUUAUUGGGAAGUGCUUGAACAUGAUAGUGGGUGCCUUUGCUUUAGCCCUCGUGUCAUCCAUCACCGCAGUGGAUGUGUGACUGUUCAGAUUAUGGUGCUCGUAUUGGCGAUAGAAAGCUUCACUGUCACGUCUUCUAUCUACGUCCUCAGGUAUUGGCCCGUCACAUAUAAACACACACACAAGUGCCUCAAACAGAAAUCGUCCCGUCAUCAUUUCAUCAGUGUAACGCUAUAGUGCUCCAUCCAGUAGCUGAUACCAAGAUGUAUUUUAUUUUUAUGACUUGUACAUAGGCCUUUUUUUCUUAUGAUGUAAUGCUAUACUUGUACUUAUUCCAUCUGUUUUGUAAUAAAAAUGUAAUAAAUGAAUACACACACACA
This is a messenger RNA of Mugil cephalus (flathead mullet), 17998 nucleotides long. RefSeq names its product hemicentin 1 (gene hmcn1). Lineage: Eukaryota; Metazoa; Chordata; Actinopteri; Mugiliformes; Mugilidae. The transcript is spliced from 107 exons. Gene Ontology annotation, cellular component: plasma membrane; axon; neuronal cell body. The record is from RefSeq and is a predicted model, not a curated record. Gene Ontology annotation, biological process: homophilic cell-cell adhesion; synapse organization. Gene Ontology annotation, molecular function: calcium ion binding; axon guidance receptor activity. The coding region runs from base 312 to 17186 and encodes 5624 amino acids.